Phaeoacremonium minimum UCRPA7 is the source of this 1710-nucleotide messenger RNA. Its product is annotated as putative mucin-7 precursor protein. The record is from RefSeq and is a predicted model, not a curated record. NCBI's taxonomy places the organism in Eukaryota, Fungi, Ascomycota, Sordariomycetes, Togniniales, Togniniaceae. Bases 1 to 1710 code for a protein of 569 amino acids. The transcript has a single exon.
AUGGGGCGACUAGGCACAUCACCGGGCUCCAACAAUGUCCUGACCAAUUCCAACUCCUUCAAUGCCAAUCGCACCAACAUCUCAAAAGAGACCAUUCCCGAAUCCCCCAGAACCGAAUCAAUAUCGAGCUUCCCCGUCAGGAAAAAGGGUGGCGCUGACGUAGAGGCACCAGCCCUAAACCCAGACAAGCAGACGGAUCAUGAAGAGCCCAAGACUAAGAUGCUCGCCGGGGGCCCAACAGACAAGGCAGCAGUUAAGAAUGGUGCUUUGUAUGAAAGCGGAGGCUUUGGCGAGAGUCUGAAUGGUGCCGAUAGCGGGAAACCAAAGGCGAAAGCACACACCAAGGAGGCACCCAAGUCGACCGCGUCCAAGACCAAAGCUGCACCAAUUGUGACUGCUGCGAAGGCAGCAUCUAAGCCGGCAAAGUCUCCUACCGUGAAGACGCCGACAACUCCGACGAUAACACAACACAAACCUCCUACCAAGACCGCAGAGAAGAAGGUUGCCGAACCGACAAAAACUGCCACUCCAAAGGCUUCUGUCUCCGCCACCAGCACCAAGCCUACAGCCUCAACUCCCUCUUCUACAAGGAAACUGGCACCUGUGACGAUCUCCCCUGCAAAUACAGGCUUUGUCAAGCCCAAGGUCAAAUCUCCUACACGACCAGUCAAGCUACCUCCAGGCUUAACAACCCACACAGCUGCAUCAGGGUCGAAAGUCAAUGUGCCAAGAUCACUGUCUAGGCAAUCCGGCAGCCUCCACUCAGCACACCCACCUGUUGGCCGCUCUCCCAGCAGGGCGAGCAUCUCUACGGUUGCAUCAACGGCCACGGGGAAGAACCUUAAGAGGCAGUCUUCUGUCAUUGGCCGGCCACGCCCCAGCUUGGGACCCCCUCCAAAGCAGCCGGCUAGGGACCAUCCGCCCACCAAGAGGGAGUCAGCGGUGGACGAGGGCUUCCUCGCCAGGAUGAUGAGACCCACUCAGGCGAGCAGCAGCAAAACGCACGACAAGGCGCCGGUAACGCCGCCCAGGAAGGUGGCGGCACCGGUCAAGAAGACUCUGGCAAAAGAUGUCCACCAUGUCAAGAAAGAUCCGGUGGUCAGGAAACUCGUGCCUAAGGUGGUUGCGCCCGCCGCGGCUCCGGAGAAGCCCAAGGAGGAGACAUCGGCAGCCAAGGAGAUUGCUCCUGUGGUUGAGCAAACGGCUUCUGCUGAGGAGGCAAUAAGCGUUGCUAAGGAGGUAGAGGGCGACGUCGCCCUGCCCGAGGAGAAGGACGCCGAGCCGGAGGUCGAGACUCAGGUUGAGGAAGAGACCCCGGUUGAAGAGCCGACUCCAGUGGUCCAAAAGGACGUUGAGAUCGCACCAGCACCGGAGCAGCCAGAAUCCCAGCUGGAGGAGUCGCAACCCGCGGAGAUCCCCCGAGCGUCGGAAGCCGCUCCUGAAGAAUCUCAUGAGCCGGAGAUAGAAGAGGCUGCUGAGCCGCUCUUGAACGGAGAUCACAAGGAGACAGAAGAGAACCCGACGGAGGAGCCAGUUGAAGAGGCCGCACUUGAGACUGAGCCAGAGGAAAAGCCCGAGCCUAUCAUUGAAGCUCCAAUUGCUGAAGAACACGAGGAGGAGGAGGAGGAGGAGGAGGAGAAGGCUACAAACAGUGUAGACUCUGAGCCUGAGGCUGCCGUCAAGGCCGAGCCUGAAGCCACUGCUGUGUAA